Molecule: messenger RNA, 4717 nt
Organism: Xyrauchen texanus (razorback sucker)
Lineage: Eukaryota; Metazoa; Chordata; Actinopteri; Cypriniformes; Catostomidae
Gene: bhlhe41
Product: basic helix-loop-helix family, member e41
Exons: 6
Coding region: 553-1815 (420 amino acids)
Biological process (GO): circadian regulation of gene expression; anterior/posterior pattern specification; regulation of transcription by RNA polymerase II
Cellular component (GO): nucleus
Molecular function (GO): protein dimerization activity; RNA polymerase II cis-regulatory region sequence-specific DNA binding; DNA-binding transcription factor activity, RNA polymerase II-specific
Source: RefSeq, a predicted model, not a curated record
ACCAACUAGCAUAGCUGCGGUAUCAAAAAGUAUCAUUGGACCGAAGAAAUGGAGGAAAAAUGUGUGGAACAUUGGCAGCAGCACCAGUGCCUAUAUGUGAUGUUUCCUCUGAACUGUAUCACAACUGGUUAGAGAAAGAGAAGAGUUGGAGAGAAUCUGACAAUUCUCUUGGACAGUCAGAUAAGCAAAGGUUUUACAACAAUUCAGCACUGAACUGACAAAUUUCCCUCCUCCUUGAACUUCUGAGCAAAUCUCCCUAAUGAAGAGCUCGAGCGCCUAUCUAAUUCCCCCAGUCUCUCGAGCUGGUGCAGUUAACACGUGAGUCAGUGCGCGGUUCUUACUGGAGGCGCGCGUGCGCUGUAGUUGCCACGCGCAGUGUGAGCGCGCGAGAGUGUUGGGUAAAGUGGCAGCUCGUUCUAGUGCGCGCGCACACACACACAUCAUCAUUCCGAGGUUCUGCGCGAUACUGGACACAACGCGCUGCCGCUCCGCUCAUACUGGAUUAACAAAACACGAUUGCAUAAGAAGUGCACAAGAAAGUGAAACAAAGUUAUGGAUGAAAGAAUACCGAGAAUGCAGAGCAGACAGUUCUUGGAUCACGCUGAUUUCUUGGGGGUUGAAUAUUCGUCUCUCUACAUGUGCAAAUCGAAAAGAGGGAUGAAGAGAGAAGAAGGAAAGGACGCGUACAAGUUACCACACAGACUGAUAGAGAAAAAGAGGAGGGACAGAAUAAAUGAAUGUAUUGGGCAGCUGAAAGAUUUAUUACCUGAACAUCUCAAACUCACGACCCUAGGUCACUUGGAAAAAGCAGUGGUUCUUGAAUUGACGCUGAAGCAUUUGAACGCUUUGACAGCUGUCACAGAGCAACAGCACCAGAAGAUCAUCGCAUUGCAGAAUGGGGAACGAUCGUUGAAGCCCUCUCUCCAGGCUGACUUAGACGCUUUUCACUCAGGCUUUCAAGCUUGUGCCAAAGAAGUCCUGCAGUAUCUGAACAAGGUGGAGAACUGGACGGCGCACGAACAGAGGUGCACGCGGCUCUUCGGCCACUUGCACAAAGUUUCCGCGCAGUUCCAGCCGGGCGCGCGACUCCUGCAGCAUUCAUCGUCCGACGACGACGCUCAAGAGCGGGACACUCAGAGAGAUGCGCAAUCCAACUGCGUCCCUGUCAUCCAGAGGACUCAGAACCUCGAGCUGAACGAAAACGACACUGACACAGACAGCGGAUACGGAGGAGAGGCGGAGAAAGGCGACGGUAAAUGCGAGAAAGGAUGUGACGCGGCGAAAGGAGUUAAAAUCAAGCAGGAGUUCGGAGACGAGCGCGUCGCCAAGAAACCCAAAAUGAACUGGUCUACGAAUGGCGCGUCUUGCUCAGACUCUGCCAAUAACCGGCCGGACGUGGCGCUAAUGAACUCGUUAAUGGGAAUGACAGGUGUUGGUGGACAGCAAACUCCGUUUUGCAUGCCAUUUUACUUCAUAAACCCGUCCGCGGCGGCAUCGUACAUGCCUUUAUUUGACAAAAGUCAUUUGGAGAAGCUUGUGUAUCCAGCAGCAGCAGCGGCGGCGCUGACCACCCCGUUCCCCUGGCUUUAUCCCGGGAUUCCCGCGAACGCCUCUGCCGCAGCCUUUGCGUUUCCCGGAGUCUCCCAGGUUAAAAUCUCUGGAUUUGAUGCCGCAUCCUCAAAAGACAACGACCCGACGUUUCCCGAUGAUGAGCUGUCAAACGAGGCAGAGCUGGCUUCUCCUGAAUCCGGGGAACAAGGGGCAGAGUGUGAUGCUGGUCAUCAGCACCAAAGAAACGAAAAUGAUGGCACAUAAAGCUGAUAAUUUAAUCUUUCAGUGCGCAUUAGUUUGCUUGUAAAACUGCUUCUAUUUAUCUGAUUCUUAAAUUUAAUUGUCAUUAUUGAGUAUUUACAAUAGUGUUUCUAUGGAUUUCCAAACAAAGGCUGUUCAUUUAUUUUUUGUAUUUGUUUUCCAUUAUUAAAUUUAGUUGAAAAACACAACAACAUUUUUUUCUAUUUAGUUUUUAAGGGUAGACUGGGGGGAUGUUGUAACCAGUGUUGGGUAGGUUGCUUAAAAAUAGUAAUCCACUAUAAAUCACUAAUAAUUAAAUCAAAAAUUAUAAUCAGAUUACUUUACUGGUACUUUUUAUUGGAAAAGUAAUCACAUUACUAAUAACUUUACUUUUAAGUUACUUUCUUAGACACUCUUGAACUUUGCACUGAAAUGAAAAUUUUUGGCCGUUACCGAUUUUAAACUAUAGGCCGAUAAUGAUACCGAUAUGUUGCCACUUACCUUAUUUUGUCAUCAGAUUUACUUGGGAAUACAUAAAAAAUUUACGAACUUUUCUAUCAAUAAAUAAUUUUCAAUAUACUGUAUAUAAUUUUUGAUAUCUUAAAAGUCAAGGGCAUAGAUUUGGCUUGAACUUUGGGGUGGGCGGGUUGCAGUGUGAAGCAUUCACAUGUUUCCAUUUAUCAUGGUAUAAAUAAUGGGGGGGUUGUACUCACUUGUUUCGAUUAUUUGGGGGGGUUCGAAGUCAAAGUCUUCUGGUUUCUAAGUGUUUUGGAUGAAUUACCUCAUCAUGUAGGCUAUGUGUAAGUGUGCAUUUGAAUUCACAGUUUUUACAAAGGGUAACUAAUUAAAUAUAAAUAAACCAUCAGUUUUUAAUAUCUGCGUUUUUAUGCUUAUAACUGAUAUGCAGAUGGUUAUAUAAUAUAAUAACUGGGCGAUAAAUAUCGGCAGCUAAUACAUUGGUGCAUCCCUUAAAAACCUUUCAACAUUUCUGUUGUUAUUAAUUGUUACACUCAAGUUAUACACUCAGCACCUCACAUUUCUCCUUCACAAUGACUCGUUACAGGGCCAUAAGUCAUGUAUUCUACAUAAAUAACAUAUUAGAAAUAAGCAUAACCCUAUAAUGUAUUUAAAAGUAAUCUGAUUCUGAUUACAAGAAGUUAAAAUGUAAUGCAUUACAUUACAAAAAUAAUUAGAUUACUGUAACUAAUUACUUUGUAACUGGUUUACACCCAACACUGGUUGUAACAGCCAGACAUUUUAAUGAAAAUCAAAACUUAUUGACCUAUAGGUCUUGCCAUCCAAUGGCAUAUUGGUUAUGACUGAAAAUAUGUCAAAUCUCAGAAUUUGAUCUGGAAUUAUUGUGUUGUUGUGGUAGGGUUUUUAUUUUUCAUGAAAUAAUGUAGUUUAGUGCAAUGUGUAUUAGUAAUCUUCUUUAAGAUAUAGAAAGUUGUUUUCAAAAAUUUGGAAUUAUAUCACAUAUUGGACUCUUGGAUGUAAUAUCUGAUACUGACCUCAUGCAGGCUGGUGUGACUGCUGCAGUAUUUGUCAGAUAACUUUCUCUUUGCUAUAAUAAGACUGGAAGCAGUCAUAAUUUCUCUUUUAAUGUUCAGCACUUGAAAGAGUAACUUAAAUACCUCAACAUUCUUAGAGAUGCUCCUCUGCUAGGGAUGGUGAUAAAACAUUUUUAAUUGGACAAAUCAUGUGAGCAACAAUCCUCUGAUGUAAUGUUACAGCACCCCCGUCUUUCACCCCCCAAAGGAAUUCAUAUGAAAAAUUAAAUUUUAAUCUGUUAUACAAAGGAUAUCAACACUCCACAUUAGAGUAGAAAGGCUAUAGAGUAGAAAGUGAUUUCAGGAUAACGUUUUGACAACUCUUUGUCCCCUGUCAUGUGACUUAUUCACAUUGCUUGCACCUCUAACAAAAAUAUAAAAGGUAUAUUAGCACCUUAUGGAACUUUGAUAUUGAAUGUAUCUCUGUUCUUUUAGUAGAUAUAAAAGUUUGUACUGUAUAUAUUCUGAUAAAAGUAGUUAUUUAAUCCAGAAUUUAAGUGCACUUUUUCUUGCCUUCUCAGUUUCCUAUAACACAAUCCUCACUCAUCAUUUUUUAGUCAAAGCCCUUCGAACUCAAACUAUAAUGUAUGUUUUCUUAAAGAAAUCUUAACUGAAAGGAAAAUUUUGGAUUAUGUGUAUAUAUUUAUGUAUAACAUCAUGAUAAAUGAUUUUUGAAGCUCACUUUAACCAAUAUUGGCUUGCUCACAUCCUGGGCUUAUUUUCAAGAUUUACAAUGAUUCUCCAGUGACAGUUCUUAGUGUCUAGUUGGGGAGACAGCUGUCACCAUUUUAUUUAAAGGUAAAACUUUUAAGAGAUUAUAUCAGUCAUGCUUUGCCUUACUGAAACAUUUUCACAAUUCAUGACCUAUGACAAGCUAACCAAACAAGAGUCAUGCCGUGUAUUGUGCAACUGUUGUAGAGCACUGUAACAUGACACAUGAAUAAUGUAAGCAAACUUUUGAACUGGAUAAAAAUUCAGAAGGCGCAUUUGUGUAUACAUUAAAGACCAAUGUCACAACUGAUAAGGCAAUGGAAGGCUCAUAAGUUAUACUGAAUGUGUUCAUGAAUGCAUAAGAACAGUGUUGUAACCGCUGCCAUUUGUUUUUGCAUUGUAACACAUUUCAUAGGCCCUAUAAUGUCUUUGCCUCGACUGUCAUUUAGCCUAUACAGUGGCAUUUGGAUGUACAUAGUUUGUGAAUAUGCUGUAUGUUUAAUGUUCAUGUUGUAGAGGAAAUCUAUGGAUUUUUUUAAAGGAGAAACUGAGUAACUGCUGCACAUGUCCUUAAUGCUUUACACAUUUGCUGUUUGAAUUUAUGCAGCUCAGUUGUCAAAUAAAAAUAAGCUCAUAUGAACAGAAUGUUAUUAUUCCCCCUCAUU